Syngnathus typhle (broad-nosed pipefish) is the source of this 1022-nucleotide messenger RNA. It is a transcript of the gene cryba1l1, whose product is annotated as crystallin, beta A1, like 1. Bases 47 to 673 code for a protein of 208 amino acids. The transcript is spliced from 6 exons. Gene Ontology annotation, molecular function: structural constituent of eye lens. Gene Ontology annotation, biological process: visual perception; lens development in camera-type eye. The record is from RefSeq and is a predicted model, not a curated record. NCBI's taxonomy places the organism in Eukaryota, Metazoa, Chordata, Actinopteri, Syngnathiformes, Syngnathidae.
GGCUGGCAGCAGGUGCGUUCCACUCCAGAGCUCUUCCGGCGUAAAGAUGUUCCGAACUACAAGGUCACCGAUGAUGCAACCCCUGGCCAACUCAGGAAUGGGCAUGGCUCCCUUCUUCAAGGUGACUGUUUUUGAGCAGGAGCAUUUCCAGGGCAAAUGCCUGGAGUUGACCUCCGAGUGUGGUAAUAUCCAAGACUGUGGUCUGGACAACAUCCGUUCCGUCAGGGUAGAGAGCGGCGCCUGGGUCGGUUUUGAGCACCAUGACUUCCAAGGCCAGCAGUUGAUCCUGGAGAGAGGAGAAUACCCCCACUGGGACUCCUACAGCGGCUCCCUCGCUUACCACGUCGAACGUCUCAUGUCUCUGCGCCCCAUCUACUGCGCUUCUCACCAGAGUAGCCGCAUGGUCAUCUUUGAGAGGGAGAACUUCAUGGGCCGCAGCGUGGAGAUCUCUGAUGACUACCCCUCCCUGCAGGCCAUGGGCUGGCUGACACCUGAAGUGGGCUCCAUGCAUGUGCAGUGCGGCGCCUUCGUGUGCUACCAGUUCCCUGGCUACAGGGGCCAGCAGUACAUCAUGGAGUCUGAGAGACACAGUGGUGACUACCAGCAAUGCAAAACUUGGGGCUCCCACUGCCAAACUCCCCAGAUCCAGUCCAUCAGGCGCAUCCAGCACUGAGAGGAAGACAAGACUGACAUAGCAGCUCCUUCCUACCUAUGAUCUCCUCCUUUCUGUCUGCUCCACAUUCCUGCAACCCACUCCACACUGCUCCACAAAUGAAUGUGAGAGACAAUAUAGCACUGCUAAAGCACAGGGAACUCCGCAGUCCACACACACACACGCCAACAUACGUACAGUAGAUGACACUCGGGUAACGUGUUUUUUUAUUUGGUUUGAGGGCCCAACUCACAAACACAUAUACUGAGCUGAAAUUAAAGGCCACUUGAAGGAGAACUUCCUAACUGUGGCGCAGCUGGUGUGUGAUCGUUUUGUGUGGAGGAGGUCGACUCACAGGUUGAUAGCAAAU